Messenger RNA from Penicillium diatomitis, 4134 nucleotides. RefSeq names its product DUF3433 domain-containing protein. The transcript has 4 exons. Bases 1 to 4134 code for a protein of 1377 amino acids. The record is from RefSeq and is a predicted model, not a curated record. Lineage: Eukaryota; Fungi; Ascomycota; Eurotiomycetes; Eurotiales; Aspergillaceae.
AUGGCGGCAAGAAAGUACAGUCGGGGUGAAGACCGCACGGUGCUUAGCACGACUCAAACAUUCUUCUCACCAAAUGUCCGGCCAGGUCGCUCCUCAUCACCAACUUCAAACAAUUCUCGAGUUUCGAGCAUCACAAAUCAAUCAACCAAGAGCGCUCAAGUCACAACAAGACUUGCGAACCAUGAACAGGACCAAAAGGCGACAGAGACAGGAUGGAUUCCAUAUACACUUCGUUCCGUCUACCUCGGGCUGCUAAGCGUUGUGACAUUCAGUCUAGGUCUUGUCACUUUCCUACUGUGGUGGAAGUCUUCAGAGAACUUGGGAGUUGGGUCUGAUAACGGAUCAUCCAUGACACUUUUUGGUUGGCGAUAUAGUCCGACCGCGGUCACCGUGCUCUGGAUUCAAUUGGUCACAAUGCUCUUCGAUGAUGUGAAAAGAACCGAGCCCUUUGCUCGCCUUGCUCGACCAGAAGGUGCAACAGCUUCAGCAAGCAUCUUGGAGAUCUCAAGCCCAUGGUGGGUCACUUUGUACAGUGGAUUCGCGAAGAAAAAGUAUGGCCAUCGGAGCUGGGUAUUAGUGUGUGUAUCGAUAGUCAAUGUCCUUGGGUUUCUCGCGAUUUCACCAUUGUCAUCUGCUUUCCUCAACUCUCAAGAAAUGAUUGUGCCCCGGACGGUCGACUUCUUCCGCUUUUCUCCGACGUCAACUUCGCCGCUGCCAAUUGAUGCAGACCAGACAGUACACUUCCGCACCAUUGCCAAUCUACUGCAGAAUGUGUCUACCUCGCCGUGGAUCACAGAUAACUACACCAUACUCCCAUUUUGGCCAGCUGAUCUCAAGGCUGAGGCGAUCACCUCCCUGCCCGUCAACAAACAUCAGAGUUGGACAGCAGAUACCAUGAUGUUCGCCAGUAGGCUCACUUGUGAGGAGAUGAAGAUUGUGGGCCAAAGUGUCGACGGAAGCACCGCAAAUCAACGCAAUGUGUCAAUCACAUGGUCAUCCUCGGAUGGAUGUAAGUAUGGACUCUCGGUAUCGUCGGACUUUUUCACCACGGGCGGGGCUAGUUGGUCUAAUACGUCAACUUUCUUCUACUCCCUCGAGACGCUUCUGAUGGAUGCGAAGCUAUCGUGGAUUAAUUCAAGUGUGUCGUGUGGAAACCGGGAGCUUAUCGUCGCAACUGAGCCAUGGCCCUCAUUGUCAAAACCUGGCAAACAUAUCGCUCAAAUUUGCAGCACGGAAUACUUCAUGGCCAACGUUUCGGUUACUGUCACACUCAAUGGAGAACAAUCGGAGAUCUCCUUCAACGAAACAGAAUUCGAGCGUCGCAAAACUUCAAUACCCCACAAUAUUGUCAACGUUACGCUAUUCCAGGACAUGACCCUGACCUCAGAAUGGAACGCUUACAUGAUCUCGUCCAACUCAUUGAUGGGAGGUGCUUCUGUGAUUCUCGGUGCUCUAUACGACUAUAAUAUGACUAGCCUUGUCAAUGACCCAAGAUUGGCGAGGUCUGCCGCAAUGGCAAAGCAGCGUUUCUUUGGUGAAGCUUUACAGUCGGCCCUUCGCCAAGACAACGCAGCUACAAAGUUCCGAAUGAAUGCUGAAAUUCGGGCUGUUGAGCAGCGAGUCAUAGUUCAAGAGGGUCCAGCAAUUGCCAUGGGCUCUCUUUUCGGCAUCUGCUGCUUGCUCUUACUUGUCGUCUGGAGGUCCUCACGCCUGAGCCGCAGGCCACUGAAUCUGGAUAGAGAUCCGGCAACCAUCGUCGGAAGUGCCUCUCUUGUCGCUCAAAGUCCACGGACAAGGUCCGGGUUUCAAUCACUGAGACAGCCAACAACCGAUGAUUUACAAAAGAGACUUGGCAAUGAACGCUACUACACGGACUUCCGAGGACUGUCCAAGACCAAUCCUGAUCUGCUGACAAGCGACGAGCCGAUGCAGUCAAAAAGUGGCACACCGACACUACUUCGUCUACCUGCACUUCUAGGCAUGAUCGUCGCAUUGAUACUUAUCAUUGCUGGUGUCUGCGUGCUAUUUCAUUACGCUGGAGCUUCGGACUUGUAUCAAAAUGCGUUUAUCUAUCAUUUCAACGUUUCAUUUCCCGGUGCCAGCAUUUCUUCGAUCGCGCCCUUCUCGAUGAUUCCAACGAUCUUGGCCAUUGGGGUUGGACUCUGGUGGAGUGCUAUCGACGAAACUUUUCGUCGACUUCAACCCUACAUAUCUAUGGCAAAACGUGACCAAUCUUUCAGACGUGGCGUUUCUCUCUCCUAUCAGUCCUCAUACUGGUUCUGGGCAGCCUCCAAAGCAGCGCAUAACAGACACUGGCUGCUUCUUUUGGUAGCUCUCGGAUCUACACUCUCUCCUAUAUACACAACUGCCAUGUCCGCUUUGUUCAAUCAGGGCACAGGCGUGCUUGUCACGCCGAUCGAUUUGAACCGUACUCUUGAAGUACGUCGAAUUCCACACAUCUACGAGACCAAGCAAUCAAUGUACCCUGGUGCAGCAAUGGACUAUCCUACCGCCGUGCUCCAGAGUCUGUACCAAAAUCUCUCGUCGUACUAUAUGUACACUGCAACUGUCCAGUUGGCUCUCAACGGGUCUGAACCAGCUUGGAGUAAAGAUGGAUGGAGCUUUGUGCCGUUGGACAUUAAAUCCAUCUCUUCUCCGGAAUUGCUUGCGAAGCUCGGCGCAAGCCAUUCUGACAUGCCUUCAUCUAUACCUCAGGUGAACAUCACCUUCACGACACCUGCCAUUCGAGGUCGCAUCGAAUGCAGUGCACCUCCUGCACGUGUGUUUGCGAAUCUCACUUCUUGGACCACGUCUACAGAUCUUUCCAAUCACACUGUGUGGAAUAAAAGCACGAUUCCUGAUGGAGUCAAGGGGGUUACCAAUUGGGGUAGCGUUGCAAUCGGUUAUUGGUCUCCCAACGAUGCACUCGACUACUUCUCACCUGUAUCGUGGCAGCGAAACUUCACAGCAAAAUGGUUUUACGGGAACGCGGUGACAGGCAUCAAGUCGAAUAAGAACAAGCUCCUCGGCCAGCCCGAUGCUGGUCCGUUGUUCCUCUCUCCGCCUUCGCUCUCUUUUUUCAAUUGUGAGCCUAUUGUCGAGACUGCCAGUGCCAGUAUCACUGUCGACCCCUCAAGCGGGGCGAUUCAGUCCUUUGUCAUCCAAGACACUCCCAGGGUCGCUAAAGAUGCCUUUGACGACAACUUCCUUGCUCACAACGGUUCUGUCACCGAUCUUCGUGCUGGUUACAGUACGUUCAAUGUGACGAUCAGCUACGGCCAUGUUUUCAUGAGUACAUUGUUGACUUCGGCCGAUCUUCAACGAUCAUCAGGGGUCUCACACACCAUUGGCUACAAUGUGGAGAGCCUGGAUGAUAAUACUUUCAAUAUUCGUGACGAGAUGCAUGGCCUCAAUAUGGAUUUCAUGUCCUAUUCGAUGUACUCGAUGGCGAACAAAGACCCACAGGCUCUCCUCGACCCAAAAACAUUCGUUAGACUCGCUCAAAAAUCAUUCACUACCUUUUUCCAGCAUUUCGUCAGCAAUAACAUCUCCAUGGCCAACGGAGGCUGGGCCUACCAAACGAUCAAUGCUAGUUUGCCUUCUGAUCUCACUCCGGCUGUUGAAUACGUCAACGGAUACGCUGCCGGUGCCGUGGCAACUGCAUAUCAGGAUGUCAUUCAUCCCAUCUCGCAAACAAACAGAACAGUUUCGAUCAAAGUGGCCCAGCGUGUCCAGCUACUCCAGAUGAAUGCAAUCGCCGUCUGGCUCAGUGUCUCGAUUAUGGCCUGGCUGAUACUUACUACCCUGGUAGUAGCUAUUGUACAAAAACAAUACUUCGGCCGACUCGUCCGAGAUCUUGAAAGUCUCGCCGAUGUUCUUGUGCUCAUUGCCGGUAGUGCAAACCUGCUGGAGGUGGUUAGGGCUAUCGAAGCGGGCCUCAUACCUCCGGAUCAGUAUGAGAAGCUGCGCACACGGCUGGGUUGGUUCAUGGAUGAAGAUGGGGAAUUGAGAUGGGGCGUGGAGCUGGUGAGCGCAUUUGGCGACGGACCACAAGUCGAAUGGAUCGCCACGCCGUACUUUUCAAAGAAAGGCACGAAGACAUGGGGUCUAUCGGAUGAGAAUGUUCAAUCUUGA